AUGAUCAAGACUCCAACUAACGUGAAAUUGCUCACGAAUGUUGCUGUUGUUCGUCUGAAGCGUUGCGGAAAACGAUUUGAGGUUGCUUGCUACAAAAACAAGGUUUUAAACUGGAGAAAUGGAACGUAAGUUGGAGGUUAAUAUCGGUUUCGAGUUAGUGUGGACUUCGUUUUAGUUAUUGAUUGUGGUAAAGACUGUCGAGGAAGUUAAGAAAAGAUUUUUUGAGUUAAAGUAAUUUUUUUAAGUUUUAUGGAAAGUUUAUUGGUAAUCUUGGUAAAUAGUUUACUUUUCUUUUAUUAGUGUUGUUUUUUUCAGCGAGAAAAACAUUGAUGAAGUGCUUCAAAUGGACCGUGUGUUCACUAAUGUUCAAAAAGGUGAAGUAGCAAAGAAGGACGAUCUUCAGAAAGCUUUCGAAACCACGGAUCAACUAGCUGUGUGCAAGAUCGUAUGUUUAUCUUUUCCUUGUUUUUUUGUGUUUAGGUCAGUCUUGUUCUAAACACAUAUUUUACAUACGUAUAUAUAAGCAUUGAUGUUUAGAUCUUGGAAAAAGGAGAUUUACAAAUUGGAGAAAAGGAACGACAACAUACUACAGAGAGUACAUACAAGGAGAUUGCCACCUUGAUCUCUCAGAUGACGAUUAACACUGAAACUAAACGACCAUUUCCAAUUCCGGUUAUUGAAAAAGGCUUGAAAGAAAGCCACUUUGCUAUCAAACAGAAUCGACAAGCUAAACAGCAGGUAACUUUUAAUAAGUUUGGUAUCUUAAGUUAGGUUACGACUAUCAGCUAUAUAUAACCAUAUAAGGUGCUGUAAAUGUCGUUUUUGUAUCAAUCUUUAUUUUAAAUUUUGAAAAAGGAAUACAGAAAGUGUUAUGGUAUAAAACUAGUAGUUUUUUUAUCCUUUAGACAUUAAAAAAUUGUUUUAGGCAUUGGAAGCGAUUACCAAGCUAAAACAAACGAUGAACAUUGAUCGUGCUCAAAUGAGAGUACGGGUAUGUAUAAAGCACAAAGAAGCUAAGAAUGCUCAUUCUAAACUGAAGCAGAUGUUUGGCAAAGUUGAAGUGGAAGAUUGGGAAGAUGGCAACUUGGAAAUGGUAUGUUUUUACAUUUUUUCUUACAAUUUUUGGUAUAACAGGAAAUAUCAAUAUGAUUUCGAUGUAAAUCGUGAUUAUGUGACAAUUUGUGUCUAAAAUUGAAAUUUUUUUAUGUGAGAUGAUAUUUUAAAACGUUUAUUGCAGACGCUUACUAUAGAAUGUUGUAACUUUUAGGUUGGACUAGUAGAUCCAGGAAAGUACAAAGAACUGGUCGAAUUGGCACGACUGGACAAGAAGAACCCUGGAGAAGUGGAAUUGUUGAGUUUGAAGGUGGUGAAUGAUGAAGAAGUUGAAAUUUCAUAA
This is a messenger RNA of Bursaphelenchus okinawaensis, 1396 nucleotides long. Lineage: Eukaryota; Metazoa; Nematoda; Chromadorea; Rhabditida; Aphelenchoididae. The record is from the annotation of a GenBank genome assembly.